AGCGGGAGGGCGGGACCGGCAGUGUGUGUGGGAAGUAGAUAGAGGCCCGGAGACUGCUGUGUAUAGGCCGCUGUGUGUCUUCCUCCCGCCGCCGCUAUGUGUGACAAGGAGCUGAUGUGGGCUCUGAAGAACGGAGACCUGGACGUAGUGAAAGAGUUCAUUGCUGGGGGUCAGGAUGUUAAUCGGACGCUAGAUGGUGGUCGCAAGCCUCUCCAUUAUGCAGCAGACUGUGGGCAAGAAGAAAUACUGGAGUAUCUACUCUCAAAAGGAGCGGAUAUCAACGCACCAGAUAAACAUGGCAUCACUCCUCUUCUGUCUGCCACCUAUGAAGGACACAUGAGAUGCGUCAAGCUGCUCCUGGAAAGGGGAGCUGACAAGAAUGUGAAAGGACCUGAUGGACUAAGUGCCUUUGAAGCUUCAGACAACCAGUCAAUUAAAGAUCUACUGCAUUGAUGGAACUGGAGAUUGUCAGCACCGUUUGCCUCUCACCUUUUAUUUUUUUUUUCUUUCUUUUUUUUUUUUCUGCCAGUUCAUCCAUAAUUUUUUAUUUUAACUGUGGGGAAAUGCAGUGACGCUUGAGAGAGAACAGCCUCGGUUAGACAGAAUGCCCCAAUGUCUCUGCUAACUUUUUCCAAAGUUUGGAACAUACCACUGUCUGCAAAAGCACAGGGGUAUUUAAGGAUCAUUCGACGGAAUGAAUCACAGAUCUUAAUUCUAGAACAUAUACCUUGUUUACAAAAGAUAUAGAACAACUUCCUCUUGAUUGUAGGGAUUGUUUGAACUUGAAGAUUAAAUAAGAUUUUUUUUUUUAGCUUUCUUAUUUAGAACAUUGAAUGAGAACUAGCAUUUUCUUGGCUUUUGAUCAUGUUCUAUACUGUUUAAUAAAUACUCUUCACCUCA
This is a messenger RNA of Rana temporaria (common frog), 900 nucleotides long. RefSeq names its product myotrophin (gene MTPN). Bases 97 to 453 code for a protein of 118 amino acids. The record is from RefSeq and is a predicted model, not a curated record. Lineage: Eukaryota; Metazoa; Chordata; Amphibia; Anura; Ranidae. Gene Ontology annotation, molecular function: protein binding. The transcript is spliced from 4 exons. Gene Ontology annotation, cellular component: cytoplasm; nucleus. Gene Ontology annotation, biological process: regulation of barbed-end actin filament capping.